Trachymyrmex cornetzi is the source of this 687-nucleotide messenger RNA. RefSeq lists its product as uncharacterized. Bases 256 to 642 code for a protein of 128 amino acids. NCBI's taxonomy places the organism in Eukaryota, Metazoa, Arthropoda, Insecta, Hymenoptera, Formicidae. The transcript has 3 exons. The record is from RefSeq and is a predicted model, not a curated record.
UCUCGAAAGGAUCUUAACCUUUUUCGCGCUAUUCUUUUAUUGUGAUUAAAUGUACGCAUGUAUAAUUAAUAUUGGGAGUACCAUAUAAAGUACCGCGGGAUCAUAAUUAACCAUCUUUUCUGUGAACAAGUAUUGUGUGAGAGUGAAAGAGCAGUGAUGAAGGAAAUUAGGUGGAGGAUCUGCGCACCGCACGGUACGUUCACGUAGUUGCAGCGCGGCAUAAAAUCAUAAUCCAAUUUGUCCGAGAAGACCGCGAUGGAUGCGGGUAGGUCAAUGAAGUCGUCGCACCUCCGGCCGGACCGAACGUUUAAUCAUCAUAAAUUUUGCGAGAAACCGCAAACCGGCUUCUCCCCGCAGUGCGAAGGAACGGAUGCGAUACGCGCCACCUCGCAGCCACCUGCGAGGAUCUCUCUCGAGACUUGCGUGAACUUUCAGGACGAGACCACCAACACCAGCAACCGUCAGGACGCGUCCGUGAAACGGGGUGGUUUCAACCGUUAUUGCGCCCCACCGACAAAAAUUAUAUUUGGAUUACAAGCAUUAUCGCCCCGAACUAAACUUGACUUUUAUGACAGCGGAAUCGUUUCGGGGGUUUGCACUCUGCCGAUUUGCUAUUCAUUCAAUCGGAAAUUAGGCCAAUAAUUGUCACAGAUUUUCGUAAACGAUAUUAUAUUUUGAUCUUUCCUA